Messenger RNA from Hypanus sabinus (Atlantic stingray), 4222 nucleotides. Its product is annotated as nebulette-like. Lineage: Eukaryota; Metazoa; Chordata; Chondrichthyes; Myliobatiformes; Dasyatidae. The transcript has 25 exons. The record is from RefSeq and is a predicted model, not a curated record. Gene Ontology annotation, cellular component: Z disc. Gene Ontology annotation, molecular function: actin filament binding. Gene Ontology annotation, biological process: cardiac muscle thin filament assembly. The coding region runs from base 2079 to 4013 and encodes 644 amino acids.
AAUGUUCUGUGUGAGAACAUGCAUGAGAACUGUAUUUUCUCUAUUCUUGUAUUGUUUUGCUAAAUUAAGUGAAAUGCAGAUUGAAUUGCAGUGUUAGGAGAGAAUGCAAAUGCAUGUGAUGGAAAUGGAAUGCCUGGGUGUGAAAUGUGGAAUGAUAUGGCAAGUCCAGAUAAUUCUCCUAACUAUUUCCUGAUGUACUUUGUAAUGUGAAAUGCAUCCAAUCCAAAAGAAACAUUCUGUUAUUUUUCUUACAGUUUUUCUUCUCAGAUGAUGAAAAUUGUUUUGUUUCAUAUGGAUUCUGGAAGUGCAUGUGAGGCUGUGAGAGUGUUGUGACAUACACAUGGACAUAUAUGCACAAAAUACACCAUAUGUCAGUUAUGAAUGUAGCCAUCACUUCUUGAUUCAGAAAGAAAAUGUUUAAAUUUGCAAUUAUCGUGCCUUUCUAAAAAAUUGUAUUUACUUGUUUUCCCAUUUCUUAAUCUCUGAAGGUCUGUGCAGACUGAAGGGAUGUUAGGCUUUCUUGGUCUUCCACUACCUGAAUUAAUUCAAGUUCAAUACAUCUUAUGUUAAGUAAAGGUACCGACCCACAAUCUGUUCCUCUGUCUGUGCAUUGUCUAUUGAAGACCACAUGAAUAAUUGGAUAUUGAUAUUAUCAAAAUUUUUCUUCCAAAUAUUGAAUAUGCCUUUUUAAAAUCUGAUUUCUUUUUCAAAGUAAUUAUUCCAGUAACUAUUUAAUUAGAUCAGAAUUCUUGUGGUCUUUAAGAAUCGUGUAAAUGCAGUGGAUCACUUAUCUUAAGCUGCAUGAACUAACAUUAAAUUGGCAAUGUUUGGCUGAGCACAAUGGAUUUUUUUCUGGUGUUUGUUAUUACCAAGAAAUGUUUUUACACAACUAUAAGGAACAUUAAGGCACACUGACUGCACAAUUCAUCAUUUUGAACUGAAGGUCUCAAGCUUCACGUGUUUAAGUGCAUCUACAGUGGCUAAUAGAUAUUGAAGAGUAUCAGAAAAUAAGGUAGGGGUUUUCUUAAAAUUUUGCAGGCUUGAAUUAUUUUGAUCAGGAAAUAAUCAGUAACUUAAUAAAAUAUUUUUCUUCAUGUAUAAGAACUUAAUUUUAUUUUCUGAUUUAUUGCAGAUAUGCUGCAGUCAUUGAAAUCAAGCCCUGAAGGCACAAUUUGUGAAAUACACCCUUAAAGUGAUUUAACAUGUACUUAGAGUGGUACGUGGAUGUAGUAAAGUGAUCCAUCAUCUGAAUAAACUUACAUCUGUGUACCAUUAAAUCUUAGAAAAUCUUUGCAAUUUGGAUUACUUCAGCACUUGUUAAUUGAUCUUUGUCUUAAAGUGUACGCUCCUAUACCAUUCAAAUGGCAUAGCUGAUGCCAGUGAUGGUGUUGCAUAAUUGAAUUUGUAUCAAACGCUUCAUGUUGCCAGCAGUAAUUGAAGUUAAACAAGAGAAAUUGGAACCAGGUGUAUAAACAUUGUACAGCAUGACCUAGGUGUAGCAGAAGUGAUUGAUACUUCGUAGAACUAUUGAAAUUUGAAGUCUACAUGUCAAAUCUAUUCGGACUUUGUUUUGACUUUUGGGGCUUCUCUACAAAUUACAUGUUCACCAUCUGGUCUUCUGGUACUUAAGAACCCUUCUGAAUUCAUCUUUUUGUGAAUGAAAAUGAAAAGAGCAGGCUUGGGGUCAGAAGCAGAAUUCAACAGGAAGGAAGCAAUAUCAAACGAAUGAGCUGUUUAUGAUGAAUGCCAACAUUUAGAAAUGGCAAUACAUUACCACGGUGACACUGAUAGAUAUACAAGCAAGGUACCAAAAAUGUUCUUUGUACAGAAAGAAACCUGCCUGAAUGUAAUACAUAAGCUGACUUGUCAACUUUAGAAGCUGGUUGAAAAAUGGGAAUACUGAGCAAUCUUCUUCAUUCCACUUGAAAAUCGCACUUAGUAGACCUAUUGUGAAAGACAGGAGUAUUGAAUUUGCCCAGAAAUGUAGUGACCAGAUAAGUGAUAUUAAAUACAAAGAACACUACAUAAAGUCAAAAGGAAAGUAUACAUUUGUGCCAGAUACACCUCAUCAACAAUGUAUGAAAAAUGCAAAUAUUCUUAUGUCAGAGACCAAAUACAAGGAACGUGUGAAAAAGGAAAGUUCUAAGUGUUUGUAUGCUCAGAUGCCCGCCACUAUCGAAACUGUAUUUGCUAAAGAAGUUUCUCAGGUUCAGAGUAAGAAGCAAUAUAAGCAAAAAUAUGAUGCAGAGAAGGGAAAAUCAGAUUAUUCCAAUAUGAAGGUGCUGCCAGAUGUUAAACAUGCAAUGGAAGUCCAUAAACGUCAAAGUGAUGUAUUGUACAAGAAGGAUGCAGAUGCCAUUCACAGUUACACAGAGAUCAUUGAUAGACCAGAUAUCAAAAAAGCAACACAAGCUACCAAGCUGGUUAGCAAUUUUGCUUAUAAAAACCAAGCUAAAAUGGAAGUCUCUAUGAAAACAUCUGUUCUUGGUAGACCAGACAUAGAACACGCAAAGGCGGUCUCAAAAAUUACCAGCCAAGUUCACUAUAAAGACAACUUUAAGAAGGAGGUAAAAGGAAGGAGACACAGAUUCAAUCCCCAGCAGAGUGCUUCCUUCAGACAAUUGCAGGCAGCAUCUGUUCUUGCAAGUAAUGUGAAAUACAAGGAUGAUCUUCAAAAACUGAACCGGACAACAUCAAAUUUGCCCAAUCUGUUGCACCUGGAACAUGUAUUGGCAGUCAGCAAAUUACAAAGUGAUCAUGAAUACAAGAAAGAGUUUGAAAAAAUCAAAGGUCAUUAUCACUUGGCUCUUGAUACGUCCGAACAGCUUCAUCAUAAGGAGAACGCAAUAAUCCAAAGUCAGAACAAAUACAGGGAGGACUAUGAAAAAUCUAAAGGAAAGUCAAUGCUAGAAUUUACUGAGACUCCAGGUUACGUGACAGCAAAACACGCACAGUUCAUCCAGAAUGAGAAGGAAUACAGGAAAGAUUUUGAUGAAUUGAUCAAAAGCAGCGUAUCUGUGGAUCUUGAUUUGACCCCAAGUUACUUGCAUGUCAAACAUGUCACCAGUCUCCUUAAUAAGAAGGAAUAUAUAAAAGAUUGGGAGGAAAACAUCAAAGGAAAAGGGCUCACUUUGAUAGAAGACACCCCUGACAUGAUUCGUGUCAAACAUGCGUCCCACAUAUUAAAUGAGAAAGAAUAUAGAAGAGACUUGGAAGAAGAUGUAAAGGGAAAGGGUCUCACUCUGCUGGAAGAUACACCAAACAUGAUUAGAGUGAGAAAUGCAACUCAAAUAUUAAAUGAGAAAGAAUACAGGAAAGAUCUUGAAGUCAAAAUCAAAGGCAAAGGGAUGCAAUUGACUUCAGACGUACUUGAUAUUAAACGUGCCAAGAAUGCAUCAGAAAUUGCCAGUCAGGCAAUGUAUAAACAGACAUCGGACUUGGGACAAAACAAAUAUGGAACUGUAACAGACACGCCAGAGAUGAUACAUGCUGCACAUGCAAAGGACAUGUACAGUCAGAAAAAAUACAAAAGUGAAGCAGAGAAGACGUUGAGGAUGUGCACUACAAUUGCAGACUCUCCAGAAAUAGAAAGAAUUAAGAUAAACCAAAAAAAUCUUAGCUCGGUGCUUUAUAAAGAAGAGAUUGGUGCUGGUACAGCAGUAAAAGAAACUCCAGAAUUGAAACGUGUUAAAGAAAAUCAGCAAAAUAUUAGUAUGGUGAAUUACAAAGAUGAAAUUGGACAAGGAACAGCAAUUCCAGAUCUUUAUGAUUUAAAACGUGUCAAGGAGAAUCAGAAGAACAUCAGCUCGGUCCAAUAUAAAGAAAAGGUUGGCACAGGUACAGCAGUCUGUGUUACUCUAGAGACAGAGCGGGCCAAGAAAAAUCAAUCAAAUAUAAGUUCGGUGCUCUACAAUACUGACUUGAAGGAAAUGCAAGGCAGACCGAUUCAGCUUUUUGACACUCCAGAAAUGAGACGUGUUCGUGAAACACAAAAUAAUAUCUCUAUGGUAUAGCUGAACUAGUUUUCUACUAACAUGUGUAGAGAGAUUGAUGUUUCAAAUCAACUACCAACUGUGUUUGAUAACUUACGAGGAACUUCAUUAAAAAAAACUAAUAGAAAUGACGUACUAAAUUUACACCGGAAAGUGAGCACACUUGGCACUAAUCUGUAUUUGAAGUGAUGGAUAUGUACUCAAAUGAAUUUGUCUUAAUAAAAAUUGUA